This is a messenger RNA of Lutra lutra (Eurasian river otter), 1390 nucleotides long. RefSeq names its product family with sequence similarity 221 member A (gene FAM221A). The record is from RefSeq and is a predicted model, not a curated record. The transcript has 6 exons. Bases 89 to 1045 code for a protein of 318 amino acids. Lineage: Eukaryota; Metazoa; Chordata; Mammalia; Carnivora; Mustelidae.
GGUGCGGCCGGCGGAGGCGGGGCCGGUUUCGCUCCUCCGAGGUCGGUUCGUCAGCGCGCUGGGCUGGCUCCUCUUGCCUCCCGCAGCCAUGGAGCGGCUGACCUUGCCUUCCGGCGGCGCCGCAGCGGUGGACGAGUACCUGGAGUACCGGAGAAUUGUCGGUGAGGACGAUGGAGGGAAACUUUUUACUCCUGAAGAAUAUGAAGAAUACAAAAAAAGAGUAUUACCUAUGCGCUUACAGAACAGAUUAUUUGUGAGCUGGCGGUCACCAACUGGAAUGGAUUGUAAGCUUGUGGGUCCAGAGACACUGUGUUUUUGUACACAUAGGUAUAAGCAACAUAAAACUGACUUUGAAACGAUUCCACAGCAACGCCCCAUCAGUCUCCCUUGCCAAGUGAGCGGCUGCGCGUGUAGGGCGUACCUUUACGUCCCUCUGAAUGGCGCGCAGCCCAUUCGCUGCAGGUGCAAGCACUUUGCGGAUCAACACAGCGCUGCGUCUGGCUUUCUAUGCAAUGCCUGUUCCAAGUGUUCGGGAUUCCAUAGUUGCUUCACUUGUGCUUGUGGUCAGCCUGCCUAUGCUCAUGACACAGUCGUGGAAACUAAGCAAGAAAGACUGGCUCAGGGAAAGCCAGUGGGACAGGAUGUCCCUUAUGCAGCAAUGGGAGGCUUAACAGGCUUCAGCUCACUGGCAGAAGGCUACUUGCGAUUAGAUGACAGUGGGAUUGCUUUUUCAUGUAUUUGGAAUACAUUUUUUUGUGAAAAUGUGAGGUGCAUGAUUGUAUUAAACUCAUGGAACAGUUACAGAAAACCCAGUUCCCAAUGGCAAAAUGUUGAUGAUGAUUGCAGCUUUGUACUUCCACGAGUCUUUCCAGCCUCUUUAUAUCUAUUAAUGCAUUUAAUCCUCACAAUAACUGAGUUAAGUGCUAUUAUUACUCUUAUUUUACAUAUAAGGAAACUCAGCACAGAGAAGAACAACAUCUUUUUCUUUGUUAUUCUGCUAAUAAGUGGUAGGGCUGGAUUCAAACCAGAAAUUGUUCAAGGCUAAUUGCUUCUGCUUGCUUGUUGUCUAUUUCUAGGGAACUACAAUGCCAUUUUCAGUGCUACAACUUUAUAAUAAAUUAAUAUUUAUGACUUCAUUUCAUUACUUCAGAAUUUUCCUGACUUAUUCUUACUCUCUAAUUUUUUUCAGAACUUUGGCAUUAUUUUUCGACAACAUUCUAUUAUUACAAAACAUUCUAUUUUUACAAAAACAUUCUAUUAUUUAGUUCAUAAUCAUGUUGAAUAUAUAGAUUAAUGUAGGAAAAAUUAAUAUUUUAUUUUUCAUUUUAUUUUUUUAAUAUAAGAUUUUACAUAUUUGACAGAGAGCACACAAGUAGGCAGAGUGGCAGGC